AACUUGGAAGGCAAGGUCCAGAAAUUCUCCACCAACAUCACAAUUUUCUUCCAUCAUCAUGGCACUUUCCCGAUGCCGUCACGGUCAUAUUCGCUGAGGAUCGACCAGCUUCCGCUGAAGAGCGGCGAACAAUUGCUUGAAUUUCAGUAACCUGGAAUCUGACGAUACGGAAUGGAGCAACAUUUAAAUUGUAAUGUGCAAGAGUGUGGUGCGCAGCUCACAGGGCAGGCGGUGGUGACGGUGUGCAGCCAUGCCAUAUGUCCGCGAUGCGCAAACAACCACGGGUUUGCUGGGCAAGCACCUUACACUUGCCCCAUUUGCAGCCAGCCUCUGAGCGCCUCCGAAGUAUGCGAGCAGCUUCUCCAGCCCUCAGAAGAAUGGAAAUCCGUAGCCCUGAGCGGACUUGGUCCCACCGUCGUCAUGGAGUGCGCGGGGAGAGCCCUGAGCUUCUGGUCAUAUCAGAUGACAAACCAAAUCUCAUCCCAGGCGCGGAGAAACAGCAAACUGAAAGAUUACUGCGCCGAGCUUCAGGGGGAGAUUGAGAAUAUAUGGGGUCAGGCCAACCAGAGGAUUACCACUCUCACUUCAAAGAUACGAGAUAUGGAACGCGAGGAACACACUCUGAGACGCCAGUGUGAGGACCUCCGCCUCACAUUAGAGAGCCGGACCAGGGAACUCUCACAAUCGCAAGAGCUGUACAGUAAGUUGAAGCGAAGGGUUUUGCUCAACCAAACUCAGGAGACACCGCCCAGCGUUUCGAGAUCGCGGACCCCCAUACAACCAACCACCACUGUAGACACAGGUCACGGACAGGCCCAGUCACAGUUACCACGUGCUAUAUCGUCAGUUGGUACCAGGACGGGGGUCGCCAAUUACUUUCCGGCCAGCCCUGGAUACUCCAAACCCCAAAACUCGACCUCUCUAAUGGACUGGAAUCAAUCAGUGCCUUCCCGGUCAAUGCCUGCUACACCAUCCAGCAACUUGCCCGUUAGAAACCCGAGGUCCUUAGCCUUUGUGUCUACGCCCAGGACGGGGGUGGAGGCGGCAUUAAACGUCCCAAGGUCAGGUCGAUUUCAUCAAACAGCGAACGCUGUUCCCAUUAAUGCCACAGAUGGGCUAAGAGGGUUCCCGGAAGCCAGAUCAGGUGUUUCUGAUGUAAGGCGUCCGCUUGGCGGCUCUGCAUCGGACAUGCCCAGGCCCCUUCUAGGGAGGACAGAAGCGGUUUCAGUCGUACCCCGCAACUCUCCGCAGUCGACGGCAAGACGGACAUCGCAACAAUUUGAACUUCCAGGCCCGAUACUUCGCCGUCCUUGACCUGAUUUGGUUCCUUGCUCGAACGCCAAUGUUGGUUUGGGCAGUUGAAACGACACUGAAAGAUGCGAGAGGCCGCCCGGGCCCAAGGGACGCGGUGCUACCAUCUUCGGCAUUCACGAUAUCCGGGUUGGCAGAUGUUUCUGACGUUUAGUGCUCCUAUCCUAAGAAAGCUCUUGGGCAUACCUGACACACGGACUAGACGAUGAGGCUGAGUUUUCAGGGGCCCGCUUUUCGAAUGCCGAACUCCUUGCGAGCUUGCGAUAUCACCGAAGCCGCGCUCCCCGCAAGCG
Messenger RNA from Chaetomium fimeti, 1604 nucleotides. RefSeq lists its product as uncharacterized. The record is from RefSeq and is a predicted model, not a curated record. Gene Ontology annotation, molecular function: ubiquitin protein ligase activity. The transcript has 6 exons. Gene Ontology annotation, biological process: reciprocal meiotic recombination. Gene Ontology annotation, cellular component: synaptonemal complex. Bases 172 to 1314 code for a protein of 380 amino acids. NCBI's taxonomy places the organism in Eukaryota, Fungi, Ascomycota, Sordariomycetes, Sordariales, Chaetomiaceae.